AUGCGUGCCUUGUCACCGGGUAAGCGCGGCGGCGCAUCUGGCACGGAUGGGAAAGGCUCCCCUGGCGCUCUCGAGAUACCUGCCCCUGGGUCCGCAACGCUCUCCACGCUGAAGGAUGUAGCCAUCUACGAUGCCAAGCUCGGUGCGUGGCUUCCCGUGCGUGUGGUGGGCAGCGGCGCCGUGCCCUCCGCGCGGUACGCAGCAGCUGUCGCAGCAGUGCCGAUGCCUGCGGCCGCCUCCCCGUCAAGCCGCCACUGCCGUCCCGUCGUGGAUGCCGUGCAGCGCGAGGUGCUGGUCGUCGGCGGCCUCGACGCCAGAGGCGCGGUGUGUGCCGACGCGUGGGUGAUGCAGGUAGUGAGCGGCGCCGAUGCAGUGCUUGCAGAAGUGCCUGCCGGCCCGCUGGCGGACAGUACGAGCACAGCGGCGCCAGUGGUAAAGGUUCGCUGGGUUCGAUUGGAGUUUCCGACAGCGGUGGCUCCUGUGUUUCAGCGCCACCACGCCGCCGUUGCUGUCUCAAGUCAGCGCAUGGUAUACCUCGUUGGCGGCUGUGGGCCACAUGGUGCCGCAGAGCCGUGCGUCUGCACGCUGGAGCUGCCACCCUUGUCAAGCGCGUCAGUGCGAUUCGCUGAUGAGGCAAUCGGGGACGCGGAGGACUCAGCGCAGAAACGAACAUCCACGAGCCCGAAGGGUCGCUCAGCGUGA
This is a messenger RNA of Leishmania braziliensis MHOM/BR/75/M2904, 702 nucleotides long. RefSeq lists its product as hypothetical. Lineage: Eukaryota; Euglenozoa; Kinetoplastea; Trypanosomatida; Trypanosomatidae. Gene Ontology annotation, molecular function: protein binding. The record is from RefSeq and is a predicted model, not a curated record. Bases 1 to 702 code for a protein of 233 amino acids. The transcript has a single exon.